Molecule: messenger RNA, 853 nt
Organism: Microbotryum saponariae
Lineage: Eukaryota; Fungi; Basidiomycota; Microbotryomycetes; Microbotryales; Microbotryaceae
Source: the annotation of a GenBank genome assembly
AUGGGAGGAGGAAACGCAAGUCGUGUUUUCACCUGUGUGGUCUAAAAGAGCUAGGCGCUGACGGGACUGACUUGCCCUCCUCUCCUCUCUUGUUCGCACGGUGCUCCUCCUCCUGCGCGUCCGUGGCUCCACGUUCGCUUCCCUCAAACCUUUGGACUCCCAAUCCCAAUCAUUCGCACGGAAUGGAAUCAUCAAUCCAAACGAUCACGUGCAACAGGGAGCUAAAUCAGCCGCGGCGCGAGCCAAGGCGCAGGAGAAGUUGGCCAAGUCCGGUCCGACCAGUCAAUUGAAGGCGGUCAGUAACACGAACAAGUUGGCCGUGGUCGGGGGUGGGGUGGCAGUGCGUUGGAGGGAAGCAAGUAGGGGUGGACUGACUCUUUGCUUUUAUUCCUCGCGUGGGGGGGGGGGGGGGGGGGGGGUGCGUUUCUAGAACGCCGCGGCGAUGACGAUUCAAUGCGUUAGUGAGUACCGAGACAAGCUCGUUGUGCGCUUCGGAUCUGACUAUUCGACCCUCGAUACUGAUCAUUCUCUUUGUGCAGCCUGCAAGGUUUGUUUGAACCACGUCCUGGGACGCUCCCCAAGCGAACAAAAAAAUACGUCUUCGACCCGGGGGACGCCGUACUCACCCUCAGUGCUCCCGUUUCCAAUCUUCCACAGCAAACCUUUAUGAACACGACCAAGGUCGAUGCGUGCGUACCUACAACUCAUUUUAUUCGCACUGAACAGAGAACUAAUCCUCGUCUUGCCCUCUCACACGCCCGCUUCGCCUCCCAACAGGCUCAAGCAACACGCCGAGAACAAGCACAAGAACGCCGCGCUCGCGACCUGCUUCCCCAACGUCGCCGCCGCAUAA